AUGAAAUCAUUUUUUAUAUUAUGUGUACUUUUUCUCAAUGGACAUUGUUUUCCAACAUUUAAUAAUCAAUUAGAUGAUUCAUGGUCUUUAUUUAAACGUGUCUUUGGAAAAGAAUAUUCAUCAAAUGAAGAAGAAAUAAAUCGUCGUCAUAUUUGGGAAGAAAAUCUUGCAAUGAUUCAAAAACAUAAUCUUGAAUCUGAUAUUGGUAUGCAUAAAUAUACACUUGAAAUGAAUCAAUUUGGUGAUAUGACAAAUGAAGAAUUUCGAAAACAAAUGAAUGGUUUUAAAAUGAAUUUAAAAAGUGAAACAGAACAAAUGGAUCGUCAUACAUUUUUAGCUCCAUCAAAUAUUGUUUUACCAAGUUCUGUUGAUUGGCGGACGAAAGGUUAUGUGACACCAGUUAAAGAUCAAGGACAAUGUGGUUCAUGUUGGGCUUUUUCAACAACUGGCACACUUGAAGGACAACAUUUUGCUAAAACAUCAGAACUUGUUUCACUAUCUGAACAAAAUUUAGUUGAUUGCUCAGUUAAUUUAGGAUGUCAUGGAGGAAUUAUGGAAAUUGCUUAUUUAUAUAUUAAAUCUAAUGGUGGAAUUGAUACAGAAUCGACUUAUCCUUAUGAAGCUAAACGUCAUAAAUGUAAUUUUGAUCCAAAAAAUGUUGGUGCUACCGAUACUGGUUUUGUUCAAAUUAAAAUGGGUAAUGAAACAGAUCUUCAAGCUGCUAUUGCAACAAUAGGUCCAAUAUCUGUUGCUAUUGAUGCAUCAAGAAGUUCAUUUCAAUUUUAUUCAACUGGAGUAUAUGAUGAACCUCAUUGUUUACCAUAUUUACUUGAUCAUGGUGUUUUAGCUGUUGGAUAUGAUACUUUCAAUAAUCAAGAUUAUUAUAUUGUUAAAAAUUCUUGGGGAACAAAUUGGGGUAAACAAGGUUAUAUUUGGAUGAGUCGUAAUAAACAAAAUCAAUGUGGAAUUGCCACUUCAGCUAGCUAUCCACUUGUUUAA
Messenger RNA from Adineta steineri, 999 nucleotides. The record is from the annotation of a GenBank genome assembly. NCBI's taxonomy places the organism in Eukaryota, Metazoa, Rotifera, Eurotatoria, Adinetida, Adinetidae.